This is a messenger RNA of Adineta steineri, 2373 nucleotides long. NCBI's taxonomy places the organism in Eukaryota, Metazoa, Rotifera, Eurotatoria, Adinetida, Adinetidae. The record is from the annotation of a GenBank genome assembly.
AUGUCGACAAAUCGACUAACAUCAUUUAAUAAACGUCCUAUAAUGAUGAAUAAUCAUACACAUUCAAUAACUGAUAUACUCGGUCAUGAACAAAUUGAUUUAACACGUUUAAAAAAACAAGCACAAUUAACACAAACACAAAUACCUAAAAUUCCACGUAUAACACGUACAUUAAAUACACUUGAAAGUGUUUUGAAAAUCUUAGAAGAACAUAGUCGAUUAUCAAAAUGUCAAAUUGAUAAACUUAUUCAAUCAGUUGAAAAUGAAAAUCAUCAAUUAGCACGACAAUUACAUGAAUCACAAGUAGCUUAUUUAAAAUUACAAGCACAUACAGCUUCAUUACAAAGUUUAAAAGAAUGUUAUUGUCGAUAUGCUCAUAUGCUUGAUGGUGCAAGAACAAUGUUUAAUGCAUAUCAACAAACAACAACAAAACGAGAUUCAAUUGAUCAAGUUAAGCUUGGUCUUAAAGAAUGCACUCAAACUUUAUGUGCAAUUGAAGCUCAAUUAGAAGCAAUGUUAGGUACAUUUGUAUUAAAUCUUCAAGAAAUUAGUGGUUUUUCACGAAUAUGUCCUGGAGAUGAAUAUGAAUUAGUUAUACGUUAUGGACAACAAAAAUGGAAAACUCGUGGUCGAAUACGUAAACAUGAUCGAAAUGAACAAAUUUGGACUCAACAAAUAUUUAAAUUAAAAGCUAAAUUAGCUGAUUUAUUAUUAAUUAAAAUUAGUGAAGUUAAAUUAUUAGGUGUUUCAUUGAAAACAAUUGGAACAAAAUGUUUUGAAGUUAAUAAUUUUUAUUCUAUUGAACCACAACGAAUGAUUAUUAAUGCGAAUCAAAGUGGAACAAUUAAACUAAUCUUUUUAAUUCAUUGGGAUCUCUAUGAUCAAGUUGAUACAAAAUUUACAUUUUAUAAUCCAAAUCGAACAUAUAACGAUGUAACACGAACAUGGUCAAUGUUUGUUGGAAAUACAACAUUACUUCGAACUGUAAAUGAUACACUUUCUUCAUCUUCUUCUUCUAAUCAAUAUUCUUCUAAACGUUCAUCAACAUAUUAUCCAAUACAUUCAGAAGAAACGAAUGAAUAUUUACCAUUUACUCCUCCUCUAACUGAUGAAAGUAAUCAUUAUGAUGAAAUUCAUUUAGAAAAUAAAAAUGUUGAAAUACCAAAAGAAGAAAUUUCAGAUAAUUUACUUGUUCAUGAUGAUACUCGUUCGUCAUCAUAUUCAUCAUCAUCAUUUGCUGUUGGUUUAAAUUCUGAUGAAAUUUCAUCAGCAGUAUCAGUUGAUUAUUGUCAUAGUGAAGAAGAAGAAGAAGAAGAAACUGAGAAUGAAUCAAUUUACGAACUUGAUUUACUUAUUGAUCAAGUUCGAACAUGUUUAGAUGAUUUACGUCUUAUUGAUCGAUCAUUUUCAAUAAUAUUUGAUAAAAUUGAACAGAUUAUAAAUGAUUUAGAUAAAAUAAUUAAACUACAAAUUCAUGAACAAACCGAACAAACAUUAGAAAUUGAAAAUGUUCUUUGUGAUUUUAAUUUUUUAAAUGCUAUUGAUGAUGAAGAUACAUCAAAAACAAUUGAUUCAGGUUUUGAAGGUGAACAACAAAUAAAACAAAAUGAAAAUUUUACAUCAAAUAUUAAUCAAAUAACGAAUACUAUUUUUGUUGAUAUUCUUAAUCGAUUAUUAAUUCUUCUUCAUUAUAUUCAAAAUCGUUCAAAUUCUGAUGAUGAUCUGAUUCUCGAACGCCUUAAUGAGCAAUAUGAUCAAUUGACAAUGGCCAUAUUUUGGUGUCAAAAUCAUGUACAAGAUGUUAAACAAGCAUUAUCUCAAUCUGAUCCAUCAAUUAUUGAAUUUUGGUUAAAAUGUUGUUCAAAUGAAACAUUUGUUAUUUCUUUUGAACAAUGUCUCAAUGAAAUAAUGAAAUAUUUCAAUUGUACUCAAGAUGUUGCUCAAUAUUUAUUAAAUAAUCUUUGUUGUCUUCCAUUUCGAAAUAAUUUUACUCAUCCAAAAUAUCUCACACUUAUACAAAUUUGGUUUCUUUUAAAACAAUCUCGUUCACAACUUGAAAAAGAUAUUCAGAUAGCUAAUGAGCAAAUUAAUCUUUCAAGAAAUCUUUCAAGUUUAAUUUUGAAUAAUAAUUAUACUCAAAUAUCUUUAAUGCUUAAUCGUCGCACGUUAAAUAAUGAUGAAAUUUUAGAUCGAAUAUUAGAAGGAUAUCAAUUUAAGAUUCCAGAUGAAUUGAUCGGUAUGUUAUUAACAUCAAUUCAUCAUGAUUUAAUCUCACAUUUACGUACAGCCUUAUUAUCUCAUCAUGAUAAUCCAUGUAAACGUCUUCAAAUACACAAAAUGAUCUUUAACGUGCAACAAAUGGAUUCACUCUAG